Paramecium sonneborni is the source of this 830-nucleotide messenger RNA. The record is from the annotation of a GenBank genome assembly. NCBI's taxonomy places the organism in Eukaryota, Ciliophora, Oligohymenophorea, Peniculida, Parameciidae.
AUGUAUUUCUAAAUUGCACAACUAUCUUUUUCUAGUUUUCUUUUUAUGAUUCAAAUAGUUUUUCUCUGUAUAAUGAGAAGAAGAAGUCUUAACUAAAAUCAAGUGUUCUCUGAGUAUGAAUAUAUAAUAUAGUAAGACAACCAUAAUUAAACCAAUUAAACCAAUUAACUCCAGAGGCUAAAAGAAAGGAUGUUUCCAGAAAGUCUUCGGUGAUAUUAAGCCCUAAUGUUAGGAAGAGUGUUUAAUAAUAUAGAAAUAGUACAACAAAAAUGGAAGGAUUAGAGGAUCCUCCUUCUUUGUCAAUGGGAAUCAAUUCAAAUCACAACAUCAAGUCAAUAAUGAAGGAAUAAAAAUAGUUAUAAAAGAAAUCAAUAAAGAUUGAUUCUCCAAAUAGUACUAUUUUGCAGGCUCAAUAUCCCUAAAAUAAAUCUCAAAAUGAAACCCCAGAAAGUCAUAGAGAUCCAUUUUCAGAAUUAAUUGGGGAUUAGAAUCCUUUGUUAGAAAAAACUGAUAUGAUGAUUUUUGUAGUAUAUUUUGUUGAGCGUAUUGGAUUUGAAUAGGGAUUGAUACUAUUAUUAUGGAAUUUGGAUGUCAACUAUUACAUUUUCAUUCCUAUUUCCUUAUUUGUUGGAGUAAUGUUGAGAAUGUAAGAAAAUUUAGGCUAUAAAAUGAUCUAAAUGAUCUUAUUAGUUAUGAUUCAUGGACUUCUGAUAUUGGAAACAUAUCUUAUAAUAUCUAAUGCAUAUGUUACAUUCUGUUAUUUAAUUGUUUUGGGAAUAGAAAUUAUUUUUACUAUUAUAUCAUUCAUUCUACUGAAAAAAUGUAAAUGA